AUGCCUGCACCAUUCCUGUGUAGAGACCUGGUCUUUACUUCCAGGGAUGAUCCUGACAGCUGUCAGUUGGCUUUCGCCUUGGCUGCGGAAGGUUGGCCGGAAGAUGACCCCGAUGACGCAAGUCGAGCAUUCCCAGUUGGAAGCAGCUUCAACCAUACGCGCCAGAAGCUGCGACCCACGCGCACCAUCGUUCGACGCAAUACCGUCGUGAUGCUUGGCUGCAUGAAGGGCUGGCAGGUGGAUAACCGACUGCGGCAUAGUGGAGUUCUGAUGUGCGGCUGGAUUGGACUCCUGUUUCUGAGUGAUAUGGUGGAGUGGCAGCACUUGGGCCACGAACUGGGCCCAGAUGCACGUGCUGAGGCAAAAGCUGGCCAGGUUGUCAUUGUUUCCAUCGAUUUCCAUUGCAUAUUGGCAGCGAAACUCACCAAUAGUGUGGUUUCCUCAAAGCUCAAAGCAGCUGCCGAAGCGACCCUCGCGAUUGAUGGACAGGCCUUGAUAGAGUUCGUGGACCCGGAAGGGAAGUCUGCGGGCCCACAACUGGAUGUGCCUUUGGGUACUUCGAAGGAACAGCUGGGCACGCUCUUGAAUCAGCUGCUCGAGAAUGCAGAAGAGAUGCCAUACAGUUUCCACCUGGAGGAGUCGGAGAUCACCACGAAUCUGGCGGCCUCGUUUAACAAGCUGGCCAAAGGCCAGCAGUCUACGGAGCGAGUCCUCAAGGUUGUUUACUAUCCCCUGGCAGUCUUCCGAGUGCGGCCCAUCACGCGCUGCACUUCAUCCCUCAGCGGGCACAUAGAGGCCGUUCUGUGCGUUGCUUUCUCUCCAGACUCUACGAAGCUGGCAAGUGGGUCCGGAGACUCUACUGUGAGGCUCUGGGACUUGAACACGGAGCUGCCCAAGCACACUUGCAAAGGUCAUCAGAACUGGGUCCUUGCAGUGGCCUGGUCACCGGAUGGAUCCAAGCUUGCUUCAGCUGGCAUGGACAAGAUCGUUCUGGUCUGGUGUGCUCAGUCCGGGAAAAACCUGGCAGCUUUGAAGCUUGGAGUUAUUUCUCUCAUCGAGCGCAACGCUGAAGACUUGAAGGGUCACACGCAGCCAGUCACUGGAGCUUGCUGGCAGCCACUGCACGUUGCAGAAAACUUCCCUUGGCUGGCUACCAGCUCGAAGGACACCACCGUGCGCUUGUGGGAUGUGAGUGUGGGCGUUUGCCUCCGGAGCUUGACCUCCCACUCUCAGCCUGUGAUGCAGGUAAGAUGGUCCGGAGAGCGCUCUGACAUCGGCGGCGUUGUGUAUACCGCUGGCCGGGACACGGUGAUCAAGGUCUGGAAUCCCAAGGAUGGCGGCAUGCUGAAUGAGCUGAAAGGUCACGGCCACUGGAUCAACACCCUUGCUCUGAACACGGACUACGCCAUACGGUCCGGCCCCUUCUCACACGAACCUCAGAAAUUUGCCGAUCUCUCGGCCAAGAAGGAGGCAGCCAAGAAAAGAUACACGGAAGCUGUGGAGCUAUGUGGCGGCGAGCGCUUGCUGUCAGGCUCCGAUGACUUCACGCUCUUUCUUUGGCGGCCAACCGUUUCAAAGACACCGGUAUGCCGGAUGACAGGGCACCAGAAGAUCGUGAACCAAGUCGCUUUCUCUCCAGAUGGCCGGUGGUUUGCUUCUGCCUCCUUUGACAAGUCGGUCAGACUCUGGGAUGGCCGAACGGGCAAAUAUGUCCACGCCUUUCGUGGCCAUGUAGGAGAUGUGUACCAGCUUGCAUGGUCCGCUGACAGCCGCCUUCUUGUCAGCGUGUCGAAAGACUCGACAGCAAAGUGCUGGGACAUCGGCCGGCGUAAGCUGCAAGAAGAUUUGCCAGGCCAUGCAGAUGAGGUUUAUGCUGUGGACUGGAGUUUGGAUGGGCAGCGGGUGGCCACCGGCGGAAAGGAUCGAGUGCUGAAGAUCUGGCGUCACUAG
Symbiodinium pilosum is the source of this 1950-nucleotide messenger RNA. The record is from the annotation of a GenBank genome assembly. NCBI's taxonomy places the organism in Eukaryota, Dinophyceae, Suessiales, Symbiodiniaceae.